This is a messenger RNA of Myiozetetes cayanensis, 18191 nucleotides long. RefSeq names its product immunoglobulin like domain containing receptor 2 (gene ILDR2). Gene Ontology annotation, biological process: pancreas development. The record is from RefSeq and is a predicted model, not a curated record. Lineage: Eukaryota; Metazoa; Chordata; Aves; Passeriformes; Tyrannidae. Gene Ontology annotation, cellular component: membrane.
GCGGAGCAGGAGCUAAGCCACACAGCGCGACCGCUCCGCCAGCCCGGCCGGCGCUGGGGGAGGCGGCUGCCCGAGCGGGGCCGCCCCCGCGCCUCUCCCUCCCUCCCGCCCCGCGUCGCCUGGACCACUGGGAAAGAUGGAUGGACACGUCUUGGGAUGGAUUGUCCUGCUGUGGAUCGCAGCUGAGGUGGAAGGGUUGCAGGUCACUGUGCCUGAGAAGAAGAAGGUGGCCAUGCUGUUUCAGCCUGCUCUGCUUCGCUGCCAUUUCUCCACUUCUUCCACCCAGCCAGCUGUGGUGCAGUGGAGGUACAAAUCUUAUUGCCAGGACCGGAUGGGAGAAGCUUUGGGAAUGGUGACCUCUGGGUUACAAACAAUGAGCAAGAGGAACCUGGAUUGGGAUCCCUACCUGGACUGUGUGGACAGCAGAAGAACGGUCCGUGUCGUGGCCUCCAAACAAGGAUCUGCCAUCACUAUAGGGGACUUCUAUAAGGAAAGAGAUGUCAGCAUUGUCCACGAUGCAGACCUGCAGAUUGGGAAGUUGAUGUGGGGAGACAGUGGGCUCUACUACUGCCUUAUUAUCACACCAGAUGACGUGGAGGGCAAGAAUGAAGAAUCAGUGGAGCUGCUUGUGCUGGGCAGGACAGGGCUGCUUGCUGAUCUCUUACCCAGUUUUGCUGUGGAGAUUAUGCCAGAGUGGGUCUUUGUGGGCCUAGUGAUCCUGGGGGCAUUCCUGUUCUUCCUCCUGGUGGGGAUCUGCUGGUGCCAGUGCUGCCCACACAGCUGCUGCUGUUACGUCCGCUGCCCCUGCUGUCCUGAGUCCUGCUGCUGUCCCCGGGCAUUGUAUGUAGCAGGCAAAGCAGCAAAAGCUGGGUACCCUCCUCCAGUCUCUGCCAUGCCAGGUCCAUACUACAUCCCCAGUGUUCCUGUAGCUGGUGUCCCAUCUCCUGCUGUGCUGAUGGAUAAGUCGCACCCCCCUCCCUUAGCCCCAAGUGACGCCAGUGGUGGAAGCCAAAAUGCAGUGCGCAAAGGGUACAGAAUCCAGACUGACAAGGACAGGGACUCCAUGAAGGUGCUGUACUAUGGAAAAGAACUGGCUCAAUUUGACCCAGCCAGGAGGAUGCGAGAACGAUAUAACAACACCAUGUCUGAGCUCAGCUCGUUGCACGAAGAGGACCUGAACUUCCGCCAGCCCUACCGCCAGUCGCGGAGGAAACCCCUGCCUCCCGCGGGGGACAUGGAUGGGGACGCGGAAUACUGGGCGGGAGUCAUUGGUGGGGGCAGCACUCAGUCCAGGUCUCAGGCUGUCUCUGAUUACAGAGAUGAGCGGGACAGUUUCUGGCACAGCCAGCAGAGAUCCAAGUCUGAGAUGCUGUCCCGUAAGAGUUUCUCUGUGGGAGUGCCAGCUGUGUCCAUGGACGAGCUGGCAGCCUUUGCAGAGUCCUACAGCCAGCGGCCCCGGCGGGCAGACAGCCAGGAGACGCGGCGCUUCGAGCGGUCGGAGUCGCACAGCGGCCGCAGCGGGGGGCUGCCCCACCAGGACAGCUCCAUGGAGGAAUACUACUCCAAGCGCAGCAGAGGGAAUCGGGAGCCACUGACGGACUCGGAUCGGGGCUGGUCGUACAGCCCACCCCGGAGACGGGCCCAUGAGGAGAAGCACCUUCCCAGGCUGGUGAGCCGGACGCCCGGAGGGAGCCAGAAAUACGACCACUCCUACCUCAGCAGCGUCUUGGAGAGGAAAUCCCGGAGCUACGACGAGAGUGGUGACCAUUGCGCCACCCCCUCGAAGCUGAGCUCGCAGCCCAGCCAGAGAGGAGGGGGAACAUACUAUGCCUGGUCACCACCCUCCACCUACAAAGCCGAGAAGUCGCAGCAGCAGCCGCAGCAGUCGCUGUCGUCUCAAGAGGAGGAUGAGGAGGAGGACAGCCUGCCUCCCUACAGCGAGAGGGAGCUGAGCCGGGGCCCCUCGUACAGGGCCAGGGAACAGGCCUACCUCAAUACCUCUGACAAGAAGAGGAAAAAGGACCCCAAGAAAACAAAUGAUUUCCCAACAAGGAUGUCCCUUGUGGUUUGAAGUUGUGGACAUCUCAUAUUGAUGGGCUGGAUAUCACAAGGUGACUGCAGCGGAGAAGAUACAGAGCAACCAGCAAGACUCUGUGACCCUUUGCAGCCAUCAGCCAUGGACUGUUUCAGUUGUUUGGUUCAUCAGGGGAGCAGAACCUUUUGUAAGAGACGGCCAUGAACAGCACUCGGUCCCAGAGGCUCUGGGAAUCUGCCAGGAAAAUGAGGCCAGUGCUUUCUUUUUUUCCAGUUUUCCAGUGCCCUCCAUUCUGCACUGGAAGGCAGCCACCUCCCUACUGUCCCUGAAGCCCUCCCUGCAGUCCUGAACUACAAGUGGGGAUGCCUUUGUACCUCCUGCCCUGUCUCAUGUGCAGAGGGAGGCCUGUGCAUACCUCUUGCUCUCUGCCUCCUCAGUUCUCUGGAUCAAAAUUGUCAUCCAUACUUAGAGCCUUUUCUGUGUCAUCCCCAUGCUGGGACGAGGCCUUGUUCUUACAGCUGCAGACUGCCUCCAGCUGAUCGGGCCCUAAAUGGGAAAGAAAAUUCACAUCCUUUCAGACACUGUAAGAAAAGGACUGAUGAAGUGUUAACUUUGAUAAGGGCUGAAUAGAAAAAGACAAUUAUGAUGCUGGUUUGUUCAAUAUUUAGUUUUCAUUGUGUGAUGAGAGUUUCAGGUGAGAUUGAUGUAUUGUUUUGAAAGUGGGUCAAAUUAGCUUUUGUUAUGAUGAAAGCAUGAUGUGUUUCCCCCCUAUCCACAACUGCGUUUCGUUUUGAUGCAGUUGCAUUUCCUUGCAGCUGAGCUAUGACCCUGUAGAGCUUCAGGCUAGAGUACCUACUCCACUGUACCAUAAGCAGUGCUCUAGCCUCGCUGGCGCUCUGCUUCCAGCACCACCAGACAUCCCUGCAUAAUAAGUGGCCUUUUUCUUUUAAAGAAGCAAAAAGGGGACAGUCUCAGUGAGAAGGCAGCUGCAGACCUUCAUUCCGUGCUACUGGUAUCUCUCCAUUCUGGGAAUUGUUUCCAGACAUUGAGGACAGCAGUAACAGCUGUGGAAAAAGAAUUAAGCUCUGUGGAUGGACACAAGCUUUGAAAGUCACCCUUUUUGCUUACAACCAUUUCAUUCUCCUUGAUUGGGAUGUUGGCUGUUGUCUCAGGAAUAGUUGAAUUUAGAAGUGAGUGAUUCACACCAUUUGGAAGCCUGACAUUCUUUUUUUUCAUAAUGUAUUAUGCAGUCAUUUAUUUAGCUGCUAAAAUCAUCAUGUGAAGGAAGAUGAUGGGAACAUUUCAAGGGCCAGUAUCUUGCCCCCUAUUAUGCCUAGAAACAAGUUGGUGCCCUAUUGUGUUAUGGACAUUGUCAGCCUCUGAAAUUACAUCUUUGUUGUUGCUCUGGGAAUUUGGGAACCUAUCUGGUCUCAGGUGCUGAUACUGGUAGUACUGUUCUGAACACAAGGUGUAUUAACAUCACUGCAGUUCUCCAUAAAAAAUGAUAGAUUAAUUUCUGUAUUACUCCUUUGCCAGGUCAGUUCACCCACCAGGAAUGGUCAGGGGAGAGGAAGAGUAAUCUCCAUAGAUCUGAUGAGAGCGCAGUUUUCAUGUGAGAAGGUGAAUGGGUAAAAGGAUGGCUUUCUUCUCCCACAUUCCUCUGUAGUUUUGGAAAUCAUAGUCCUGGGUCUUCCUGGCAGAGAAGGAUUAGCCUGCAGGGACAUACAAUCAUGGAAUCACAGAAUUGUUUGUGCAGGAAGUAGCUGUUAAAGAACAUCUGGUUCCAACUCUCUGCCAUAGGCAGGGACAUCUUCCACUGUAUCAGGUUGCUCAAAGCCCUGUCCAACUGGACCUUGAACACUUCCAGUGAUGGGACAUCUGCAGUUUCUCUGGGCAGCCUGUUCCAGUACCUCACCACCCUAAUAGUAAAGAAUUUCUCCCUUGUAUCUACUCUAAAAUUACCCUCUUUUAGUUGAAAAUCAGUGCCUCCUCCCUAUUGAGGGUAAAAAGUCAAGGUAGAUGGCAUGAGGUGCACUUUCCUUAUCCCUCGGUACAGUCACUCAAUCACAGAAGACCUCCAAGUGAGCAGGCAUGAUUUGCUCUUGGUGAAGUCAUGCUGGCUGUCUCUAAUCACUUCCCUGCCAUCCAUAUGCCUUGACAUAGGUUCCAGGAGGAUCUGUUCCAUGAUCCUAGAGGUGAUGCUGAGUGAUCAAGAUUUCGUAGGGUCCUCUUUUUUACCCCUCUAAAACAUGGGUGUGAUGUUUCCCUUUUACCAGCCACAGGGAACCUGACUACCAUGACUUUUCAAAUAGGGAGAGCAGCUUACCAACUACAUUUGCCAGCUACAUGCCAACUACAUCAGCUUGUAUUGUGGUUGGAGAGACUAAAUGUUAAGUAUUUUCAUCUCUUCUCAUCACUGAUGUGUCUUCCUAGGGAAAUCCCAGUACAGGUAAUAAGAAGUAGGUAGGUGGCUGCCACCCGAGACCUCUGGGGCCUUGAGGAGUCUACAGAGCCACACUUUGUGCUGUUUUAAAUUAACAUUUCAUCCCUGACAUAUGACGGUACUGGCACGUUGAUGUUUUGUUAGUCUGAAAACCUUGGGAACCCUUAUGCCAUGAAUUUUAAGGGAGAUUAGCCUGCUAUCCUUUCCAUCAGACAUCCAGAAGAUCAGUUUACAUAGAAAUUUGAAAGGCAUCUGCAACAAUGACUAUGUCAGAAAGGGGCCAAAACUGAUUUUACAGUCUCUGAAUACCUCUAUCUUUUAAAUCACACUGAAAGCCGGAGCGUCACAAUCUCUUUUUCAUUUCCGUUAUGUUCUGUCCCUUAUCCCAGUCACUGCAGUUUAUUUGAUCAAGCCCUCAGGAAUAAGUUGUGUGUAUUAAAAAUACAAGCCUUCCCCUCAUUUAUUUGAGUUGGUUUUGUUUGCUCAGUGCUUGUACUUUAGGGGCACCUGUACACUGUGUGUAAGAAGUUGCCAUUUGUAUAUCUAGCUUAUAAAUAAGUAGUUGCAAACUAAUUCUCUUAAAACUGUUUUAAUUAUAGAAGAAACUGUAAGAACCCCUCCCCCAUUUCUUCAAUCCACGUAGCUGGAAAACAAUUGAAGAUUUUACUACUAGUGAUUGUAAAAGUUUUACCAGAUGAUAAGAAUUUCAGCCUUAAAAAAAAAAAAAAAAAGAGCAGGUCUUAAUUCCCUGAAGUCAAAUCUGGGCAGCACCUUGCUCUAAAAUUUAAGAUUUCACAUGUCCCUGUACAGAUCUGAAAGGCAUUUUCAUUAUUUCCAUUUACUGAUAGUGUCUGUCCUCAGGCCAUCUUUCUUUUUCCCAUUAGAAAUGUGUCUGCAGCAGCAGCAGGAGCAAAUGGACCAAAUCAAGAAGCGAGGGGUGAUGUAGAGUGUUUUACAGCUACACAACCCUAAUGACCCGUGACUCCUGAAUGGGGGAGCAGGGGGCCAGAGGCUGCUGGAGAGCCAAAGAGGAGCUUCCUGUUUCAGGAGAGAAGCAAUGGUUUGUGUCUGCAUCAUCUUCCAGAACACCUGCAGAAUGCUGGCACUGGAAGAUAACAAGCCUGGUUAUUAUGUGGUCUCCAAUCAUUAUAAGUUUUCCAGUUAUCAAUUUUUAUUGCUGGCAUAAAAUUAAAAUCCUUUUCAUACCAGAUAUGGAUGUCUGGGUCAUGUGAAGGACACGGGUAGUUUUGUGAUCUUGAAAUCACAACAACCAACAGCAUCUCACUAAGACAACCGAGAUGAUGAAUGAAUUCUUUAAAAAUAAAAGAACCCUUAGAACAACAGCAGGAUCAAGCAUCAGUGGUAGAUUUGGCUGCCAAAAAAAGUGAUCUUGGCUAGUGAAAAAAAGUUUUGACAUAAUGGAAUGGGAAAAUAAACAGCAGUGAUAAUGACUUCUCAUCAAUCCCAUUAUUCCUUUAGAGCACAUUGUAAAAGUUCCACUGGGUGGCUUCAGUGUGAAUAUCCUCAGAACACUCCAUUUCCACUGAGAUGGAAAAUUAACAAAACUAGCACUUUGAAUAUUUUAAAUUUCUGAGAAACUCCAACAUUUAUAACCUGAAACAGCCAGGCAGAAUGAUUCAGUUCUUUGUGCUGGCAUGUAAUACAGGGCACUGGUGGUCAUCUCUGCCUUUGUUCCUGCAGUCAGGUCAGAGAGGGCCAUCAGCACUGUCCCCCAGGCUCACCUCUCCUCCCCUGCAGCCAACACUGGCAGCUGUGUCUGCUGAGUUUCCCUGUGGGGUCCCAGCUCCUGCUCAGAUGUCCCGGUCCUUCCACAGCUCACUGAAUUGUGGUUUUCAUUCUGGCUUGUGACUUUGGGUCCCUGCUGGCCAAGGACUGCAGUUACAGUGCCUUUCUGUCCUCUUCCAGGUGGGCAGCACCAGUUAACCUGCAACGUAAGACAUUUUUGGUUUUGCAGUCAACCACUUUUACACUCCAGUCCUCUUCAGGUUUACCUUAAACUGGCCAGAUAAAUUAGUGUGUAAAGCAAGUAUUGGGCACUGUAAGAUGGAAGUGGCCCUUUGCAGGGAAGAGAGAAGACGUUUCAGAGUAUUUUCUCUGGGGAGCGUCAGGAGGGUUAACCACACAUGGAUGCCACUGCUGGGCUGGUACCAGAUUCCUCCAAUAACAGUGAUCUGACAUUGCACAGAAGAGCUUUCCUUGGUCAGGUUGCUCCUACAGGUCUGGGUUGUUUUGAGCAAAUUGACUGGGAACUCUCCAUACUUUGGAAGAGGAUUCUUGUCUCUUUGAGUCCCAAGGUUCCUCACAAAGCUGCUUCUCUUGAGAUACAGGACAGCCACUGGGCUGUACAAAUAUAGAUCCAUGAGAAGGAACAAUCACAAAGUAUUUCAGAAGUCAGAUCUUGCCACAAAGUGUUACAGGUACAUAAACACAGCACCACAGUGUUUAGCAUGCCUGGGCUAUUCUGAAAAUAGUUUUAAUGAUGCGGAAAUUGUUGAGAAACCACAUGGAGCUGUCUUCCUUUUUCUCCAGGAAGCUUCCACACAAAGAUGUGGGUGAGGACCUGUUCUUUGUCACUAAGUACAGGUUUUAGGAUGUGAGGAAAUAAAAGCUAAAGGGACUUUAGCUCAUUUUUUGUCUGGAUCGAGCAGCAAGGUUACCUUUGGCAUAAGCCAGAUGCUGCAUAUUUGACCCUAUGAUUCCCAAAAUCUCUGUGGUGCAGCAUCUCCAUUGGGCUCCACUGGCUGUAUGUGCCUUCUGCAACAGUUAUGAUGUUGAAACCACCUUCAUCAUCACCUGGGGCUCCUAAAGUCCCUUUCUCAUGUCUUGGAAGAUCAGGAAAGGGAUCCAUUAUGUGAUAUGACAGAACAGGUAUCAUUUUGAUAUGAUGUCAGAAAUGCCAGCUGGAUUGCCAGCGUUAGAAGCAGAAAAAAUCUAAAGAAUAAAUUUGGCUAAUACUAAAGGAAGGAACCCGCCACAAUUCCCAUAUGAAUUCUUUUGUGACCUUUAUAAUUGCUUUUCGACAUUCCCCCCUGCCUGCGCGGGGACCUUUGCCAGGGAGCCCAUCACCUCCUCUCCCUUUUGCCUGUAAUUUUUUGUCAUGCUUGUAGUGCCUCUGUGACCCCUCUGCUUUCCUUUGGCUGUUUCCAGUCAACGUUCAGCGUUGUGCCUCGGGGUCCGGACCAGUUUAGAUGUAGAACGAGUGGCAUUUUGUAAAAUGACAUUUUUACCCCCUAUAAAAGCAAAAAUUUACAGAACACCCACAACAAACCCCCAAACCCUCCAGAUAUUCUCUCAAGCCCAAGCAGGAAUGUUACUGGAAACAUUUUAAAAAUUAAAGCUGAACAUAAUUUCAAGAAGAGUAAGGAUUGUUUUCAGCCCCAGGGCAGCUACAGUCAGAGCUGUGAAGUGCAAACAGCAGGAGCAAAUGCACUCAGGUUUCAUUGUCCUUGGUGAGAACAGCGGCAGAGAGAAGCAGCAAGUAAUGAGUCGGAAGGCAAGUGGAGUUCCAAGAUGUUCUUAGGUACGUGUGAGUUAGAAGUGUGAACUAAAAGUCGACAGGCUCAGUUUAAAAGCAAAAUUCAGUCCAAGGAAAUUUGAGCCCCAGCUCAGAGGUACUGUUCUCUUGCUGUUUACCAACAAGCUGGGUUUUUUCCCUGCUGCUGUUGCUGCCUGCCACAGCCAUUUCCCAGCCAUCACACAGUGAGUGGCUUUCUUUGCUGUACUUGGCUGUCAUUAUUUUACUUAGAUUGUCCUUCUCCCCUGUAAUGAACUUAUUUUCAGUAUGAGGGGAAGAAGGACAUAACAAUACUCUAUAAUGAAAAUGUAACAGUUUUAUAUCUUCUUGAGACACAUCCUCAUCCCCAAUUACCAAGCAUUAUACAUUUGCCAUGCUUACAGUAUCAAAGUUGUUGUCUUUGAGUUGUCACCAUGGAGAAUAAAAGCAGGAAAAGCUACCACCAAUCUGCCUUUUUAUUAUCCUGCAGACGAACAAUUUUCUCACUUUAUGCUAAAAAAUGAGCAGUUUACACGAGUGGUUUUCGACCCAUUUUUUGUUUAAAGGACAAUAAACCAAACAUUUUCAAAUGGAGCAGGAGACCCUUCAUAAGUUGCAUACCAUUCACAGGAUAACAUAAACUAACCCUUUUUCCUCAGCCUCCUUUCAUACAAGAAAUCCCUGCAAGUACCCUGUGGAGCCACAGUACUUCACAGAAAGGACAAACUCUCCCCUGGUUUUGCAGACUUAAAAACUUUUUCUCUGUGGAUUUUAUUGGGAAACAUUUACCUUUUUCCUGUAGAAACUCCAUGUGCUUUUGGUAGUAUGACCUCUUUGUCCUGGAGCCUGCAGUACCCUGGACUGAUGGUUUUUGUCUCUCAUAAACAAGCAACUUCAUUCAGAUCCCAUCUCCAUGUUAUCAAUAAUGGAUUCAGACUCACACUGUUUGUAGGUGUAAUCUGAACAGCAUUUACAUGUUUAGAUCCAUGUCUGAGAGGUGUUACCAGCACUCAGGUGAGGAGAAGUGCACACAGCUCUGGUCUGUAUUUCCCUGUGCAAGGGAAAUCCCUUGGCUCUUCAGUUUCCUGGCUGUGGAAAGGGAAGCUAUCCAGGGACACCUGUUUCCUAGGACAAUGCCAGUCAAGCUGAGCAAGCUCAGGCCCUCUCUGGAUGCCUCUCUCAAAUCGUAGAAUAGUUUGUGUAAAAAGGGAUCUUUAAAGGUCAUCUAAUCCAAUCCCUGUGCAAUUAGCAGGGGCACCUUCAACUAGAUCAGGUUGCUCAGAGCCCCACCCAGCCUGACCUUAAAUGUUUUCAGGGAAUGGGCAUCCACCACCUCUCUGGGCAGCCUGUGCCAGUAUUUCUCCACACACAUUAUAAAAAAUGUUCCUUAUAUCUAAUCUGAAUCAACCUUUCUUCAGUUUAUACCAUUACUUCUUGCCAUAUCACAGAGGCCCUGCUAAAAAGAUUGUCCCCAUCUUUCUUUAGGCCCCCUUCAAAUACUGGAAGGCUGCAAUGAGGUCUCCCCAGAGCCUUCUCUCUUUUGGUCUAACAGCCCCAACUCUCUCAGCCCAUCUUCAUAGGAGACAUGAUCAGCCCUCUGAUUAUCUUUGUCUCCUCCUCUGGACUCAUUCCAGCAGAUCCAGAUCCUUAUUUUGGGGGCCCAGAGCUGGCUACCCAGCCAUGUUUUGGCUGCUCCUGGGGGUGGGUGAAGGGAGCUCCUGUCGAGGCGGUGGGAGGCAGAGGCCUGGCAAGAGGCUGAUGCAGUGGGGGGGGGGGUGGUGUUAAAGGCUUCUAAGCUUAACACUUGUCUCUGAAAAUUGUCACUCAUCCUUUAUUUGACCCAAUGUGAACGUGUUCAGAGUUUCUUUGGCCAGCUUUAUUCCUCCUCCGUCCCUCAAUGCUCGCCCCCUGCUCCCACAGAAACCUCCAACAUGGAGCAGGAAAGUUGCCCAUCUAUACCUUGAAGACUAAUGGGAGUGAGGAAGACCUGACAACAGAAGCACUGAGAGGUCACCCAGCACAGAGCUCUGUGGGAGGUCACUUCUGUCUGGGGAAGUGUUUGUGCCAGCAAGGCAGAAGCCAGAGAUGCCCCUGCAGCUCCCUCUGUAAACUCAUGGCUAACCCUCACACAGGUAAGGCUCUUCUGUGCCAAGACACAGCUGGUCCAGAGCUCUUGGCUGUAGACAGGUUUGUAUUUCAGGUUUUGAUUUCAGGGCCAUUUCAGAAUUAGAGAAAUGAGCCUGAAAAAAUUGCCUAAAGUGGCACAGGACCAUUUAUUACAGCAGGUGUGGUGUUUUCAUUUAGUCCUCACUGUGUGACAGAAAUCCUUUCUGUUUACAUCUCAAAUUGGUUUCCAUCAGCCUCUCCAGAGCAGGUGUGGGUGAUUUUCAUGUCCCAGUUAUCACAUCUUCUCUUUGAGCAACACAUCAUUCAGUGCACUUGUCUCUGAAUAGGUACUCCAGGGUAGUGAGAGGCAGAGCUCCAAGUGGUCACAUUUUGCACUCAAGAGCCUGCUAAAUGAUUAAUUAAUUUAGUCUCUUAAAGUUCCCUGCUUCCUGGCAAAGCCACAGUGUGUGUUGCUACAGGCCUCAGUCCUGCUCACCUCAGAAUCACAAGUUUUGGCAAGGGGCUUUGACAUCCAGUAAAGUGGAGAUCAGUGCAUGCAGAGAGGAUGUGUGGGGCUGGUACCUAGAAUAUUUUUCUUUAGACCUCAGAGUCCAAGCUCCUUGAGGUGGAACCAUUAGCAUAGCCAAGUGCUUGGGAUUCCUGAAAAAGUACAAACUACUCAAAUUAGUAAAACCACAGUGCAGGUGCAUCCCAGUGCAGCUGAUUUACAGAGACUGCAGUGUGCAAUCCUGGCAGUCAGAACCACCUGAUGCUACUUGGAACCUACAUCUUUGCAGAACUGAGCUGCCAAGACUUGGAGAGCACUCGGUCUUAUGCAUAAAUAGGCCUUCACCUGAUGGACAGUGACAGAACUUGUGUGGGUAGUGAGCUCUGAGCCUAAGGUAUGUUUUAAUUAGUACUGGGGGAGUGAAAUGGUGAAAUGUGUUUGGGGGUUUUUUGUUAAUUUUAAAACUUUCUUUUUUCCUUUAAAUAGAAAUAUGUUUUCAUAUUUAUAUAAAUUUUUGUCCUUGCUUCUCAGAAGAAAGAUCCGGGGCUGCCUUCUCUCAAGUCAGUAUGGUGCCUGAGUGCAAAAUUUUACUCUCCAGUUCCAGUAAAAUGCAGCCUAGGCUGGUUCUUGUGAAUAGUUGUAAAGGGAAAGCUUCUGCAGCAGAGCUCUGUCAUCAAGAUGUCACCAUGGACAGUCUGUCAUCACGACGAGAAACACUUCUUAAUUAAGCAGAGAUGCUGAAUUGUAGCUGAAACAAUUCCUAAGUGUCCCAACUUCCCUCAUCACAUCAAGGAGCCUGGAGUUAAAAAGCUCCCAACAACAAGGGGUUUUAGAGGAUUUCAAGAGAAUUAUAAGUCUAAAAGUUCAACACUUGAACAUGUUCAGCAUGUAGAGAACACAUUUCAAAAUGUGUUUGACGAGCAGAAGAAUAGUUUUGUACUACUUCAAAAACACCUUUGAAAGGCAGAGUAUGGAUGGCAUCCCAAGUAUUGCUGUGGAGAUCCGAGAUCCACACACUUCUGUGAAAAGCUCAACUUCACUUGCAAGCAAAUCGAUUAAGAAGCAGACCUCGCAGCCAAGCUUGACUGAUUUCUCAUUUGAGCAUCUCAAUUACACCGAUUUCAUGAUUAGGUUUGUUCAGAUUAAUGGGAAAAACAAAAAGAAUCCAUGGUCAAAAUACUGGAAAAAGAGUUUAGGUUAAUGAGCGAGGACACCGGUGUUUAUGAAGCAGCUGGUAGGGAGAGCCUGGGAGGAGAAAAAGAGAACAGCUGCCUGCAGAUAAGCACUAAAUUCAAACACAGGAGCAAAGUGAAGGGGAACAUGCUGGUGUGCUUUUAACACAUCAAGUGGCAACACAAAAAUGCUGUGCAUGAAUACCGAUCAUCUCACUCAGCUGAUUAGUACCUCUAGGUUAUGUCUACACCAGUGUGUAAUAGGGCCCCAGGGAGCGAACCUGGCUUCUUAGUCCCUGACCAUCUGCUUUCCCAUUGUGGCAAUGGAUGCGUCUCCAACUGGGGCUGGGAAUGCAGAAACAACAAGUGAAAUGUGCCAGGCUUUUCCAGGUCUAGUCCUUUCCAGAAACAUAAAAAAAAAGAAGAAGGAAAAGCAACAAACAUCUUAAGUGAUGUAUUUCUUGGGAACUAACAGCAAUAUUGGCCAUGUUAUUUCAUUCUUUUUUUUGGCCAGUCUGUUCUCUGACUCAGAGCUCUCAGUGGUAUGUACCCUGCUCCUUGUAAGGCUGUGGUCUAGACUGGACUACUAGAGUUGAAAAUGAACCCUUUGGUGUCUGUCAUUUAAGAAGUGUGGGUCCCCUUAUGGAUCCUGGAGCACGAGAACACUUACUCAGCAUAGCUGUAUUAAUUCAGACUCUAGGGGAGAAGGUGGCAGUAGACUGAGACCAAAUGACGGAAACCAGAUCUACUGCCAAUGGAGCAUGAAGCUGGGCCCUUUGGGGUAGCAGUUGGUGGACAGGGGAGGUAUGGAUGUAUCCACAUUGCUCAGCCAGCAAUUCCAGUCAUACUCUGGUCACAGCCUGCUCAUUUCCCCAUGAUCCUGUGUUCUUCAUGCUGGGCAUUCUCUUUGCCCUAAGUGAUCUCCCCCAUUUGGCAGCUCAGCUCUGUGUGAGAGCUCACCAGGCCUUGUAUGAGGCACUGAAAACAAAAAUCCUUCAGCACAACAGAUUUGACCUCUUUGUUUUCUCGCCUGAGGCACACUACGGUUUCUUCCUGUUUGUCUCUGUGGGUGGAACAGGCAUUUCAGUAUACGCUGCCACGUUCAUUACAGGGAGUUCUUCCUGCUAGAGAUAUUAACAUCUUUGUUAUUACUGCCAGUUCUCUCCUCCCCCGUACCAAGCGGUCGCCUGAGCUAGAAAUUCCUUUUAAGGACAGACUCCCAGUAGUAGUGUUCUCCUCUUCAAAGUGGAGAAGAUCUCUUCAGAGGUCAGUUCCUUCUGCUUUCUCAGAAUCCUGCCUCCCCCAUAUUCCUUAGAAAGUCAUUAUUAAAAUCGUCAAACUCCCUCACAAAAAUAUCACAGAAAUUCUAGAUAUCAGUUUCAUGAUUACCUCUUUGUAAUCAUUAACAACUCACAACCAUAGUGUUCAAAUUAAAAAGUUUUAUGCAAGAAAUAAUGUUUAACAUUUCAUAUAAAGUCGAAGUCUGACACAGCUUAUUUUUCAAAUGUCAUCCUUUUUCUGUUCAUCACCCGACAAUUAAAAGACUGCAAUUAAAAAAUUAAUCCCAAAUAAUUUUAAAAACCUUAUAAAAACAUUCAUAAAGUGCCACCCACAAAAGCACCUAAACAAGAAUUUGAGAGAAAUACAUAAUUAGAGUGUUAAUUUACUUAAUUGCUGAUGAGGACUAAGCCAUCAGACAGCAAUGUAAUUUAACAGUGAUACAACCCAGCAACCCCAUUCCAUGGAUGUGGCCCCAAAGCAGCAUCAGCUGGGCCCACAACACGUACACAGAGGCACCCAGCACAGUGUUGUGGGGGUUUCAAAUAAAUAAAUCCUAACGCCAUCUAAAACCAUGUACACCAGCACGGGAGACAUGAAGGUUCUGUGGGAAGCAGUCAUCCCAGGCUGUGGCCUUACUGCGAGGGAAACCCUAGCCAGUUUGUACAAACUUUAGCUGGUGUUUUUUGGGAUAAAAAGCACUCCCCACUAGAAAUAGCAGAAAGAGGGACUGAUCCUUGGAACGUCUCUGCGUUUGCCUUGAACGGCCUUGAACGUACUGUACCAUGAAAGUACCUCAUCCCUACAAGAGGGGCUUCAGGACAACCACCAACACCACAAUGAACAUUCACUAGUUCUUUGCUCCAGCAUCUGGGCAGUGCUCACUACUCACAAACAGAUUUAUCCAGAAGCAAAGGGGACAGGCUCUGAGGGUUCUCUCCCCCAAAAUUCACACCCCGUGCGAGAUGUUCAGGGAGCAGCUUUACACCUUCCCAGCACUAGGAUGCUUCCUAUGGUCCAUACAGCUUUCUCCUCUCCACCAGCUACCCUGCUUGGUGUUUCUGGUGGCGCAUCAGCUGGGGCUGGAAGCAGAAGCUCUGCCCGCCCUGGCAGCAGUGGUAGGGCUGCUCCCCAGUGUGGAUGCGGGUGUGCUUGAUGAGGUUGGAGUUGCUGCUGAAGCCCCGGCCGCACUGGCUGCACUUGUAAGGCCUCUCUCCAGUGUGGGUACGGGUGUGGUUAAGGAGGUCGGAGCUCUGCCCAAAACACUUCCCACCUGCCUGCAGGUGUAGGGCAGGAUGCCGGCGUGGGCCCGCUGGUGCUGCAGGAGGCAGGAGUGCUGGCUGAAGCUCUUCCCGCAGGCCGGGCACUUGUAGGGCCACUCGCCCGUGUGCAGCCACUGGUGUUUGAAGCAGGUGGAGCUGCCGCUGAAGAACUUCCCUUAAAAGGGACUCAGAGCUGCCUCGUUUCUAAUAACUGAUCCACAUUAGGACACGGACCAGACGUGUCGGACUCUGAACUGGUUGACAGCAAUCACAGAUACAGGUGUAAGCAAAGAGGAAAACCAGCCAUACUUACACUUCCUUAAUAAUGACAACCAAAAGACUUAUUACUCUCCUAAGAGUAUUUUAAAUACAAAAUUACUUUUUAGACACCAGAACUGGAUUUUCUUACUUGCUAACUCACCUCUUCUUUCUCCUCUAAGAUUCUCAGGCUAGGGGAGAAAGACCCCCAAAAAAAGCAAUCUGAUGUCUUGUCUGCUCUAGCUGUAUUCUCUCAGAUGCCAGCCUGGCAUCCCUGCUGAGCUCCAACAACCACCAUGAAUGCAACUCUCGGGCAGGGUGCUCUUACAAAUGCCAUCAUCACCCAAGACAAGAAUUUUUCCAUCACUAUUUAUUACUUUGAGGCCAAACCCAGACAAACAGUAAGCAACAGCAGUUAGCAGUUGCUGCAGAAAAAAAGGCAGAAGGACAGGGAAAAUACACUGGUAAGAAAAAUCCCACUUUAUUUUAAAAAGUAAGAAUCAAAGAUGUCAGGGAAGGGAUACCAUGGGGAUGAAUCUAUACCCAGAGAGCAACGUGCACCACAGGUAAAGCUGAGAUCACGUACAGGAAUAUUUUUAAAGCAUUUAACACAUUACUUUCUUUCCCCCCUCUUUGAUUCUUUAUAGGUACUUAAUACCAGUUUGCAUCACUUCAAAGAUGCUGUACUCAUCUUCAAGCUACCAAUCUCUCUGGACAACCAAUACCUCUGGACAACCGCUCAGGCUCCAGAUGGCAUUGACUUAACUGGACAGAUGAGCGCUGGUGCAAAUAAACACAGCAAACUGAUGGGUGCCUGGUCCUGGACUGCUUCAUCCACCAAAACCAGUUAUUUAACAAUGGGUAUUUUAAUAAGGGACUGGAUUGUGUCAGAAUCAAGGAGACAGCUCAGAUGAAUGGAACGGUUUUGGACCUUGAAUGCCAGUGACCACAAAACCACCAGUCUUGGAGUCUUUUAUCCUAUGUGGCAAAGCUGGAUAGAAAGAAAGUUAGCAAGCAAAAGAGACAGACUGCAGUCUUACUCUGAAGAACCAUGAAGAAAAAGAUAAUCAGACAAGCACAAAAGAAGCCUUAGCAAAAAAACCUCCCCCCUCAAAAUCAACCCAACAAAAUAACAAAAAAACUCCCAAACCUUCAAAGCUAAUAAUCUCAGUCCCUACUUAAAAUAUUUGCUGAAGCUGAAGUGGACCACCCCUGCAGAUGGGUUGUUUCUGAGGCAAUAGACAAAGGUAGGUUGCUUUCUGCAGCCCCGCAGCUCUCAGGAUUUUGCCACUACCGAGAAUUUCUGCUGCAACAGUCUGGCAGAACAAUCCAACCAAGCUAUUUACAUGCUGCAGUGUGUACCAGAUGGGCCACCCCCACUCCAGAGCAGGAGAAGUCAGAACCAUAUCCACACACAGACCUUUCCCCCAGGCAAUUCACCACAAACAGAAGGGUUUUGCUCUGGAAGCUGUCAACAAACAGGAACUUUGGAGGAGCAAAUCCACCAGCAUUUCAAAGGUGGUACCAGCACCUGACAAAUGCCCAAUGAUCACCACCCCGGGAAACAUCUAAGCAGGCAGACGAAGUACAAGGAAGAGUUCCCUUCUGACCCUGCCAAAGCUUCCUAGCUUGGGUUGCCACUGACACACAGCUGCUAUGCUCAGAUUUGCUAAGCAGCUCAGCAGAAAGCAGAUAACCUUUGUACAAUUAACAGGAUAGUCUGGAGAAAGAUUCCUAUGAUCACAGUCACAUCUCUGUGAAAGGAGGGGACAAACCUCAUCAACAGAGGAGACCUUCCUGCAGGGAUUUCAUCUGUUACUUGCAGAAGCACAUGUAUUGGGUUAUUGCUUGAAUGUGGAAACUGAAACAGGGGCAUGUGGAUUUACUGCAGGCAACAUCCACAGCUUUACUAAAACUAGAUAUGCAGGAUAUCCAAAUCAGGGGCUUUGCAAACACACCACACUGUUCCUGGGGCCCCGGCUUUAGUAUUGUGAUAGCAUAUUUUUGUAGCUGGAUCCUACAACAGAUGUUCUUUACCUUGGCUACUCAUUUUCUCUUCCAAACACUCAUCUCUGUUCCUCUCAUGGCUUUACAAAGGUGUAGGGGUUAUGGGAGCUCCAUCCUUUCAGCUUCUCGUGCUCCUGACUUGCCACCAAGUAGCUCUCCACAUGGUCGUGCCGGGCACAACAGCAUAAACUCCAAAUUUAGAAGGCAGCGUUCAAACCCUCCUCUCCCCAGCUAUUUUUUGGGGGGAUAGAUAACGCUUGCAGUAAAGUCAAAAGGUGAGGAUUUUUUUUUUUUUUUUUUUAAUCAGAGAAAGCGGUUCAGCAUGCAGCUGCACGCAUUUCUCUUGGGCGCGACGGGAGCCCCCCCUUCCCCGCACUGUCAGGUUUGUUCAUGGAGAGAACGACCGCCUUCCUGCGCAGCUCCGCGCCCGGCUGGGGAGCGGGUGGACGGGGACAGGGAGCGGAAUGGGAAGGACACCGAGGAGGGGGCGUACAGGAGAGGGCGAGCGCGACGUGGCUUUUGGCAACAAGGAAUUUCCACGGGGCACGGGUGCAAAGGUGCUGCGACCGGAGGCAGCGGGUGGGAGCUGCGGCAAGACAGGCGUCUGCUCUGCGGCAGGUGGGAAGCGGCGGAAACUGCAUCAUCAGUAAGGGAUGCGAGCACACAGGGAUGGUAACAAAAGGGACACGCCGGCGCUCCCCUGCUCCGAGCUGCCUCCUGUCCUCUCCUCCUCAGGCUCCUUCCUCCGCAUGGCCUGCACACAAAGGCUCUGCGUUCAGAGGGGGUGUCAAUCCCCGCUCCCAGCCCUGCCCCAGGUGCCGCCUGCCUGCGCCCCGGCGGACGGGGACGGCGCCAAUCCUACCUUAGGGCAACGCUGCCGCCCGGCCUCCCGGCUUCCCGAUCUGCGGGCAAGGGGCGCUGCCUGGGCGGGGCAGCCAGCUGGGAUACUCCCGGGAUACCCCUUUUCCGCCCGCAGCCCUCCCGGUGCCCCCCCUUGCAGGAGCCCGACCCCGGGAGCAGGGAUGGGCUGUUCGCCUUUGUAGCCGCCCCUCUUAAGGAGCCUUAAGCCCAGAACCUCUCCGCAGGGAGAUGCCCAAAGACGGGUCCUCGCCCACCGCAGGGGUUUGAUGCAGCACUGUGGGUUUGUGGCCCGUCCAUGGCUUGUUUCAUGUGCUGGAGUGCUUCCCCUUGUGUCCUGGUUUCGGCUGGGGUGCAGUUCAUUUCUUCUCAGUAGCUGGCACAGUGCUGUGUUUUGGGUUCAGAAUGAGAAAUAACGUUGUAAUUCAAGGAUUUGUGUGUGUGUGUCACGCUCUGCCAGUGAGGAGGUGCACAAAAGAAACUGAGGGAGCAUAGCUGGGGCAGGUGACCCAAGAUGGCCAAAGGGAUAUUCCACUGGAUAUUCCCCGGCAUAUAAAUUGGGAGGAGUUACCCAGAAGGUGGGCUGAUCUGGGUUUGGGAAGGAGGUCUGGCAUUGGUGAAGAGGUGGUGAAUGAUUGUAUUGUGCAUCACUUGUUUGGAUUUUUUCCUUUCCCUUUUUAUUACCAUAAUUAUUUACCAUUAUUACUGUAUUUUACUUUGUUUUCAACUAUUAAACUGUUCUUAUCUCGA